This is a messenger RNA of Budorcas taxicolor (takin), 670 nucleotides long. RefSeq names its product small nuclear ribonucleoprotein D1 polypeptide (gene SNRPD1). The record is from RefSeq and is a predicted model, not a curated record. Gene Ontology annotation, molecular function: RNA binding. Gene Ontology annotation, cellular component: SMN-Sm protein complex; U2 snRNP; U5 snRNP. Lineage: Eukaryota; Metazoa; Chordata; Mammalia; Artiodactyla; Bovidae. The transcript is spliced from 5 exons. Gene Ontology annotation, biological process: RNA processing; spliceosomal snRNP assembly. Bases 129 to 488 code for a protein of 119 amino acids.
GCGCUCGGCGCGGUCUCUAGGUCGGAGCCCCGAGAGUAAGUGUUUCCGGCCAUUCAUACGCCCAAACUCGGCUCUCGGUGGUCGGAUUCCGUGUACUAUCGGGCCGAAAGGGUGACGGCGCCUUUAGGAUGAAGCUCGUGAGAUUUUUGAUGAAAUUGAGUCACGAAACUGUAACCAUUGAAUUAAAGAAUGGAACACAGGUCCAUGGAACAAUCACAGGUGUAGACGUCAGUAUGAAUACACAUCUUAAAGCAGUGAAAAUGACCCUGAAGAACAGAGAACCUGUACAGCUGGAAACACUGAGUAUUCGAGGAAAUAACAUUCGGUAUUUUAUUCUGCCAGACAGCUUACCUCUGGAUACACUGCUCGUGGAUGUGGAACCAAAGGUGAAAUCUAAGAAAAGGGAAGCUGUUGCAGGAAGAGGCCGAGGCCGAGGAAGAGGACGAGGCCGAGGCAGGGGCAGAGGAAGAGGGGGUCCUAGGCGAUAAUGUCUCCCAAGAAAGUGGGGCAGGAAGACGGAUACGUGACAGAGGAAGACUGAGGCCAAGGCAGGGGAAUGUGAAGUCCUAAGCGAUAAUGUUGCUGGAGCUUACAAGUUCCACAGGGGAGGAUGUUGCAAGUUUUUUGUACAGGCUUUGUUUGUUUGUAGCAGUUUUUAAUAAACGUAAAU